AUCGAAACUCGAACCCUCCCAUCCCAGCCCCUCAAACCAGGCCAGGGUCAGCGUCAGGGUCAGGCGACCUCAAUUAUCCAUCACUUGUUCUCUUCGAUAUCCGACAAAACCAGCUCCCAUUACCACCCACUCCCCAUCCCAUUCUCAAUUCAAUCUCAACCAAAACAGACCAGGCUUCAGCUUUUCCCAAUGAAACGUUGUGCCUCGGAUUCUCAGGUACCCUUACCCAACCCCAAAAUGAAGAAAAUUAAACAAGAGCCCGAUGAACAGGAAACUGGGUUCAUGAAUUUAGAUGAAAAUCUGCUGUACGAGGUCUUGAAACACGUCGACGCCAGGACUUUAGCAAUGGCUUCCUGCGUUAGCAAGCAGUGGCAAAAAACUGCCAAGGACGAGCGGCUUUGGGAGCUGAUCUGCACCAGGCACUGGGCUAACAUCGGCUGUGGAACUCAACAACUUAGAUCUGUGGUUUUGCCUCUGGGCGGCUUCCGUCGGCUUCACUCGCUUUACCUUUGGCCGCUUUCAAAGCCCCAAUCUGCUUCCGCUUCGUCUUGGGCCCCUCCGUUUCCCAAAUUUUUCAACUCCAAGCCUCCCCCUCGGUGGGGGAAAGACGAGGUUCAUCUUUGUCUCUCUCUUCUCUCCAUUCAGUAUUACGAGAAGAUGAAUUUCACUAACAGAGGCAGAUAAUUCUAAUCACUAACCGACCAUAUAUAUAUAUUUCACUUGAUUUCUAGUUCUGGGUUUUGCUUUGUUUUGGGUUCUUGUAUCGUUUACUUAUAUUUGGCUUGUGAUUCUGUUUUAUUUCUUUAAUUUCAGAAAUUUAUACCUAAGAUGGUGUACUAUGAACUAGAUCUUCAAUUAUGUACGAAUAUUAACUUUGAAAUGAACCUAUUGUUCCUU
Molecule: messenger RNA, 897 nt
Organism: Hibiscus syriacus
Lineage: Eukaryota; Viridiplantae; Streptophyta; Magnoliopsida; Malvales; Malvaceae
Product: F-box protein GID2-like
Exons: 1
Coding region: 190-684 (164 amino acids)
Biological process (GO): regulation of gibberellic acid mediated signaling pathway
Cellular component (GO): SCF ubiquitin ligase complex
Molecular function (GO): protein binding
Source: RefSeq, a predicted model, not a curated record